AUGGCCAGAGCAUCAGCCGCUGCCGGCCCCUCGACACCGAGGAAGAAGACGAAAAAGCGUGCCGCCGAAGAUGGUACGCCCGCCGCCAAGAAGACCAAGGCGCCCCGGAUAGACGACGAAGAAGCUCAGGAGGAGCCGGCCCAGAACGACGAUCCGAUGGCCGCGCUUGAGGAGGCGCAGAAGGACCCGAUGGAGACACUCGAUGAGAACCUCAAAGGAGAGACCAGCGAGGACGGACCUGUCGAGGAGUCCAAGGACGGGCAUAUUCCGGGACAGGCUCCCGUGCGAGCAGACGAGUACGAGCUCAAGGCGGAGCGUGAGGUCGACGCCAGCAAGGGGCUGGGCGGUGGUCACGCUGCGGAUGAGGGCAAGCUGAAGCUUGUUCAUGAAGUCAGACAUCAGGUCGCCAUCCCUCCCGGCUUCCCGUACGUUCCGAUCUCGCAGCACAAGCGUCUCGACCCGCCGGCGAGGACGUACAAGUUCGAGCUCGACCCGUUCCAGUAUGUCGCCACCUCGUGUAUUGAGCGCAGCGAGACUGUUCUGGUGUCUGCGCACACGUCUGCCGGUAAGACCGUCGUCGCCGAGUUUGCCAUCGCCACCGCCCUCAAGUCGGGCAUGCGUGUUGUCUACACGAGUCCCAUCAAGAAGUUCCGUGACUUCCAGGAGGACUUUGGACAGGAGAAUGUCGGUCUCAUGACUGGUGAUGUGACGAUCAACCCGACUGCAUCGUGUCUCGUCAUGACGACGGAGGUCAUGCGUGAGGUCGGAUGGGUUAUCUUCGACGAGGUGCACUACAUGCGCGACAAAGAGCGUGGUGUCGUGUGGGAGGAGACGCUGAUCCUGCUCCCGCACAAGGUGCGCUGUGUGUUCCUGUCCGCCACUAUUCCCAACUCUAUGGAGUUUGCCGAGUGGUGGUGCCAGACGCACGAGCAGCCGUGUCACAUCGUCUACACCGACUUCCGACCGACACCGCUGCAGCACUACCUCUUCCCCGCUGGCUCCGAGGGCAUCUACCUCGUCGUGGACGAGCGAUCGAACUUCCGCGAGGAUAACUUCCAGAAGGCGAUGGCUGCGCUCGCUGCUGGUCAGGGAGAAGACCCCGCCGACCCGAACUCUGGACGCAACAAGAAGGGCAAGACGAAGAAGGGAGGCGCCAUGAAGGGCGGAGUGUCCGACAUCUACAAGAUCGUCAAGCUGAUCAUGAGCCGCAACUUGAACCCCGUCAUCAUCUUCGCCUUCUCGAAGCGCGAGUGCGAGGCGCUUGCCAUGCAGAUGUCUAAGCUCGACUUCAACACUGAGGACGAGGCCGCCACUGUCCAGCAGGUGUUCGAGAACGCCAUCGGCGCUCUGUCUGAGGACGACCGCAAGCUGCCGCAGAUUGAGCAGAUUCUUCCUCUUCUCAAGCGCGGAAUCGGAAUCCACCACGGUGGUCUUCUCCCCAUCCUGAAGGAGGUCAUCGAGAUUCUCUUCCAGGAGGGUCUUCUCAAGGCGCUGUUCGCCACCGAGACCUUCUCCAUCGGUCUCAACAUGCCUGCCAAGACUGUCGUGUUCACCUCGGUCCGCAAGUUCGAUGGCAAGGAGUUCCGUACUCUGUCCGGAGGAGAGUACAUCCAGAUGUCUGGUCGUGCCGGUCGUCGUGGUCUCGACGCGCGUGGUAUCGUCAUCAUGAUGUGUGAUGAGAAGAUCGAGCCCGAGGCCGCCAAGGGUAUGGUCAAGGGCCAGGCAGACCGCCUCGACUCUGCCUUCCAUCUCGGCUACAACAUGAUCAUCAAUCUUAUGCGUGUCGAAGGUAUCAGCCCGGAGUACAUGCUCGAGCGCUGCUUCUACCAGUUCCAGAACAGCCUGUCCGUACCUGUGCUCGAGAAGCAACUCAAGGCUGCCGAGGAGGAGCGCGACGAGAUCAAGAUCGAGGACGAGGACGACAUUGCCGAGUACUACGACCUCCGCGACCAGCUGAAGGUGCUUGAGGGCGACUUCAAGUCUGUCAUCACGCACCCGCAGUAUGUCCUGCCGUUCAUGCAGCCCGGCCGUAUGGUCGAGAUUCGUGACGGCGGCCGCGAUUUUGGCUGGGCCGUUGUUGUUGGCUACAACAAGGUCGUCAACCCCAAGGGACGCCCGCCAAUUGUUACCGAGAAUGACCCGCCGCAGAAGGGUUAUGUCAUCGACGUCCUUGUCAAGGUCGCCUCAGGAUCGCAGGUUCCUCGCGACAAGAACGCCGAGGGCAUCCAGCCCCCCGGGCCCGGUGACAACGGCGAGACCGCCAUCAUCGGUGUUCUCCUCUCCACUGUCCAGGCCGUCUCCACUGUCCGUCUCCACCUGCCGAAGGACCUCCGCUCGCAGUCGGACAAGGACACUGCUUUCCGCGCUGUCAACGAGGUCAAGAAGCGUUUCCCUAAGGGCAUUGCGCUUCUCGACCCCGUCGUUAACAUGGGCAUCAAGGACGACUCUUUCAAGAAGCUUGUUAAGGACCGCAUCCAGACUUUGCCUAUCACGUCAUCUCCCGACCUUCCCCAGAAGUACGACGAGUAUGACCGCAAGCAGAAGGCGAUCGCGUCCGAGAAGUCCGAGGCGAAGGUCAAGAUUCGCGAGGAGCUCGCCGCGCCCCUGCGUGUGCUGCAGGAGACUGCCCGCCGGAUCGCCAAGGUCUCGAACGAGUCCAAGAUCCCCGUUGUCGAGGACGAGUACGUGCAGUCGUUCAAGGUCGAGAUGAUGGAGCCGGUGCUGCAGUGGUGCAAGGGUGCCUCCUUCGCCGAGCUCUGCAAGCUCACCGACGUGUAUGAGGGUAGCAUCAUCCGCUGCUUCCGCCGCCUGCAGGAGCUGCUGCGCCAGAUGGGCCAGGCCGCGAACGCGAUCGGAAACAAGGAGCUCGAGGAGAAAUUCACAAAGGCUCUCGAGAUGCUCGAGAAGCCCAACUCGAUCAUCUUCAGCCCGUCCCUGUACCUCUAA
Molecule: messenger RNA, 2946 nt
Organism: Trichosporon asahii var. asahii CBS 2479
Lineage: Eukaryota; Fungi; Basidiomycota; Tremellomycetes; Trichosporonales; Trichosporonaceae
Exons: 6
Coding region: 1-2946 (981 amino acids)
Biological process (GO): RNA catabolic process; maturation of 5.8S rRNA
Cellular component (GO): nucleus
Molecular function (GO): RNA binding; ATP binding; RNA helicase activity
Source: RefSeq, a predicted model, not a curated record